Messenger RNA from Prorocentrum cordatum, 765 nucleotides. The record is from the annotation of a GenBank genome assembly. NCBI's taxonomy places the organism in Eukaryota, Dinophyceae, Prorocentrales, Prorocentraceae.
AUGUGUGCCAUGACCGACCCCUCGCAGAGGUUCGGCACGACCGAGGCACAGAGCACGUGGAUCAACAAGUAUGACGCCGCCCCGAGGGUCGAGAAUAUGAACGGCGUGCUGCACGUGGGGAAGGUCUUCACCGAGUACAUGCCGGUGCGCUCCACGACGCACAUGCCACUCCGGCCCCAGCUGACGUCGAGGGUGGAGUUUCAUUGGAAGCAGGCCGAGGAUUUCGAGAUCAACAGGUCGCUCGUGCGGGACACUGCCGCGGCCAACCAGUCGGGCAGGUCCAAGCUGCCAGACGUGCUGCCCAUGGCGCGCUCGUCGCACUCGGAGACGUUCCGGGCGCUCGCGUCCCAGCAGACCGUCGGCGCCAAGCGCGAGUCGUGCAAGCCGAGCCAAGCGACCAUCGGGACGGUUGUGGGGCCUGGGGACAGCCUGGGCUGGAUCUCGGCCGCGCACCGAUCCAGCGCGGCCUCCCAAGCCGCGUUCCGCAGGGGCGCGUCCUACUCCGGCCAGCCGCACCGCCCGCCCUCCAUGCUCGGGGUGCCCCUGGACCACCCGCCCGACGCGUUCAAGUCGUCCAGCAGGGCGGACUUCGGCUCGCCCUUCGGCAGUGCCUCCGACAGAGCCAAGGGCCUCCUGAAGUCCAGCAGCCAGCCCUCGGGCUUCUUCCGCGGGGACCUCCCACCCACCCCUCGCGUACGAUAUAGCUCGGGAUUCGCGCCCACGCAGCGCCGGCUAUUUUCUGGCGAGCUUGCCAUUCGGACAUGA